Messenger RNA from Rhinichthys klamathensis goyatoka, 1922 nucleotides. RefSeq names its product Sep (O-phosphoserine) tRNA:Sec (selenocysteine) tRNA synthase (gene sepsecs). The transcript is spliced from 11 exons. Gene Ontology annotation, biological process: selenocysteine incorporation; conversion of seryl-tRNAsec to selenocys-tRNAsec. The coding region runs from base 275 to 1732 and encodes 485 amino acids. Lineage: Eukaryota; Metazoa; Chordata; Actinopteri; Cypriniformes; Leuciscidae. Gene Ontology annotation, molecular function: tRNA binding; O-phosphoseryl-tRNA(Sec) selenium transferase activity. The record is from RefSeq and is a predicted model, not a curated record.
AUUAAAUGGGUGGAGUUUCGACCUGGAAGUAAACAGUACACUUUAAGCUGAUCGAUUUGAAACUCAUGCUGACUCAGAGAUAUUAGAAAAUGUUUAACCUAACAUUUGCUUAUCCGUAGCGUAACAGUCACGCAAGCACAUCACUGAAACCACUGUUUAGACACUCAGCGACAAACUUCAGUGUCCCGCAGCAGCUGGUCGUGUCUGCACGUCACUCAGCACGCGCUUGCCACUGUCAUAUUCACCAGCAGCGCUUUGUAAAGACUGAAAGGACAUGAACAACGAAAAUUUCAUCCUGAGCGAAAAAUUGGUCUCGUCCUCAUAUGUGCGACAGGGUCUGCAGGCUCGUCGCGGUCAUGAACAGCUCAUCCGAGUCCUUUUACAGCAGGGCAAAUGUCCAGAGGAGGGAUGGAGUGAAAGCACCAUAGAGCUCUUUCUAAAUGAGCUGGCCGUCAUGGACAGCAACAACUUCUUAGGGAACUGUGGUGUGGGAGAGAGAGAGGGCAGAGUCGCCUCCAGCCUGGUGGCCAGGAGACAUUACAGACUGAUCCAUGGAAUCGGCCGAUCGGGUGACAUUGCUGCUGUUCAGCCUAAGGCUGCUGGUUCCAGCCUCUUGAAUAAAAUCACUAAUUCAGUAGUUCUGGAUGUGCUGAAGUUUACAGGUGUUAGGAGUGUGUCCUCGUGCUUUGUGGUCCCCAUGGCGACAGGAAUGAGUCUCACGUUGUGUUUCCUCACCCUGAGACACAGGAGGCCAGGAGCGCGAUACAUCCUCUGGCCUCGCAUUGACCAGAAGUCCUGUUUCAAAUCCAUGGUGACUGCUGGGUUUGAACCUGUGGUGAUAGAGAAUGUCUUGGAAGGAGAUGAGCUGAGAACAAACAUGGAGGAAGUGGAGAGGAAGAUUGAGGAGUUGGGUGCUAAAAACAUCCUCUGUGUCCAUUCCACAACAUCCUGUUUUGCGCCACGUGUCCCUGACAGGCUAGAGGAACUUGCUGUUCUGUGUGCCAAACACGAUAUUCCUCACAUAGUCAAUAAUGCCUAUGGAAUGCAAUCAUCCAAAUGUAUGCACCUUAUUCAGCAGGGGGCUCGUGUUGGGAGAAUCGAUGCCUUUGUCCAAAGUCUUGAUAAAAACUUCAUGGUCCCAGUUGGUGGUGCCAUCGUCGCAGGGUUUGAUGAGAGCUUCAUUAAGGAGAUCAGUAAGAUGUACCCUGGUCGAGCUUCUGCUUCCCCGUCUUUAGACGUCCUCAUUACGCUGCUCACACUGGGGGCCAGCGGCUACAAGAAACUUCUGUCUGAGAGAAAGGAGCUGUACAGCCACCUGGCACAGGAGCUGAAAGCUCUAGCUGAGAGCCACGGGGAGAGACUGCUGCAUACGCCACACAAUCCAAUAUCACUGGCUAUGUCACUGAACCGUCUCCAGACGCACAGUAACGCAGCAGUCACUCAGCUGGGCUCCAUGCUCUUCACCAGACAGGUGUCUGGGGCCAGGGUGGUCCCACUGGGUGUGGAACAGACCGUGAGCGGACACACGUUCAAUGGCUUCAUGUCACACACGGAUUCCUAUCCGUGCCCGUACCUUAAUGCAGCCUCCGCUAUUGGAAUAACCAAAGAAGAUAUAACAUUGUGCAUCAAGAGACUCGAAAAAUGCCUCAAGAGCCUUAGGAAAGAAGCCUCUGCAGAGAAGAGCGAGUCAGUAUCUCCUGCUGAAGAUUUGAAAGACCAAACCGUCCCUUAAUGCUCCGGUUGUUUACAUAGGAUUCAUUUUUUCAUAACUUGAUAUUGUGGCAAUAGCCUUGUGUGUGAAUGUUGAUAUAUCACCGUAUGGCCACACAUGCAUCUGUUUGUUUCCUCUGUGUGUUUAGACUUGUGUUUGAAAGCUGUGUAUCCUGACUGACAAUAAAUACAGAUUAUUUCAUAAUUUUAAA